ACGAGUGAACACGUCGUAUCGUGUUAGUGCGGUGAAAAUUCGAGUAUUUCGCGAGAAAGAAAGGAUUUUCAUCCGUACUUCGGUGACUCCACGUUGUCACAUAGCGAGGGUUUCACUUGAAGUCCAGUGAAAAGAAAGUCCAUUGGACUAUAAACGAAAGCUAACUGGCAAUAUAGCUAAAUCGCUGUGCCAUCAAUCGGCGUCAUCUCAAGUGAGGUGACGCCACCAGAAGUGAAGAAGAAGAAGAAGUGUCACUAUAAGGACGGCUAAAACCACUCACGGUCCAUCUUGACUGGUUUUGUUUUUAUAAAUAAUGGAAGAACAAUGCAGAACCUGCAUGGUGGAUAUUGGUCAUCAAGAUGGAUCAAAAUCAGUAUUUAGUGAUACACCAGAAGGACAUACAAUUGCUUCUUUGCUUCUGAAAUAUUGCUGCCUGAGUAUUUCAGAACACGACCAACUUCCGAAACAUGUCUGUGAUCGUUGUGUGGAAGAACUACUGGCGUUUACGAAUUUCCACCGUCAAUGUGAACUUUCUGAACAAACUUUUCGGGACAUCGGUGGAACCAUGAACAAUGACGUAGCCGUGGGUGAUAUUGACGUCCUAGAUCAAAAAUCUGCAGCCGAUGAACAAGAAAUCGAAGACGACAUCCAGAUCACGGGAAACAGCCAACAAUCCGUCAAUACGGACACACAAAUUGAUUUUCCAAUUGUCGAAGCACUAGAGGAAAACUUGACCACAGAAAAUAAUCAAAACCUAGAUCAACUGAUUGAUCAUAAUGGAGAUGAUAUACAAUUGUGCUAUAAUGUAGUCGAAAUGAUGAGUUUCCGAUGUUGCGUAUGUUCGAGCAUCUUCUACAGUCAAGAGGAUCAUCAGGAGCAUGUUGAGUUGGUGCAUGAAAUUACGUUCCCACGAGAUGCUUCAGAUGCUAGGACACAGCCUGAAUGCUUCAUAUGCCAACAAGUGUAUGCUACUUUAGAGGAUCUAGAAUUGCACCAGGGGACCAGCUUUAUGGAACUGUUUCAAUGCAAUCAUUGCGAUAACAUUUAUGAAACCGUCGACAAUGUCAUACAGCAUUACGAGCAAACGCAUCAGCUUGGGCCGACAAAUAAUAGUGAACACAGUUCUUGUUCCGUCGAAGAACGAACCGUCGAGAAACCAAUGCCGAGAAAAAACAGCUCAAAUACUAGCACAUCAUCGGGACGCUACUGCUGUGUAACACAUUGCCACGCAAAUUUUUCGAAUGAGAAACACUUAGUUGAACAUGCCCAGCAGAAACAUGCGGUGAAACUGAAGUAUAACCAAGAGAAAAACACUCCAAAUAAACCAUUUGUUUGCAGCGUUUGCUUUCGCUCGUUUGGCUCUAUAAAGAAUCUCAAAGUCCACCAGUUUGUUCGUGCCAACGUCGUUCGUGGAAAGCAUUUUUUGUGUAGCCAUUGUUCAUUCCGUACAGGUAGUCGUAAUCUGCUAACCAUCCAUGAACGAUCGAAACACAGUGGAGAACGACCAUUUGAAUGUUGUUAUUGUGACAAACGAUUUUUCAGUGAGCUACAUCUGAAAAAUCAUAUGAUAUGCCAUUCAUCGGAGCGUCCCUUUGAAUGUUCAAUCUGCCAGAAAAGUUUUAACAGGAAACGAAAUAUGGAAGAACACAUUCGUUCAUGUCACUCCGAGGAUAAACCGUUCAAAUGUGAGUUAUGUACGGCUCGAUUUAAAGUACCCCAGCAUCUACGUAUUCAUACCAGGAUCCACUCCGGGGAGAAACCGUAUAAAUGUUCCUAUUGCGAUAACAGCUAUUACCACAUAACCGAUUGCAAAAGGCAUGAAAUGGUGCACACCGGUGAAAAACCGUACAAAUGUGACAAUUGUGAGGCGGCUUUUACCAGGAAGCGAACGUUGAAAAUUCACGAAAGAACUCAUUCAGGGGAGCGACCUUACUGCUGCGUAAUUUGUGGGAAAGGGUUCUGCCAGAAUGCCACACUCAAAAAACAUAUGCAUCGUCACGAACGUAUCGGCGAUGACGCUACUGAAGCGGUAGAAAUGCUCGCCGAUUACGAUUAAUCAUAUUUUCCAAAUUCAAGAAAUUACAUAUAUUUCAAAGAGAAUAAAAGGUGAUUUUUUUGAGGUUAGGAUUUUCAUGCAUUAUUAUUUGCUCAGUAUGCUCUGACAUUUCAUCAUGAAUAGACUUACUAACGAGCAACGCUUGCAAAUCAGUGAAUGGGCCCUAGAAAAGUUGGCAGAAAAUCCGCUUUUUUAUCGACAAAUUUUGUUCAGCGAUGAGGCUCAUUUCUGGUUGAAUGGCUACGUAAAUAAGCAAAAUUGCCGCAUUUGGAGUGAAGAGCAACCAGAAGCCGUUCAAGAACUGCCCAUGCAUCCCGAAAAAUGCACUGUUUGGUGUGGUUUGUACGCUGGUGGAAUCAUUGGACCGUAUUUUUUCAAAGAUGCUGUUGGACGCAACGUUACAGUGAAUGGCGAUCGCUAUCGUUCGAUGCUAACAAACUUUUUGUUGCCAAAAAUGGAAGAACUGAACUUGGUUGACAUGUGGUUUCAACAAGAUGGCGCUACAUGCCACACAGCUCGCGAUUCUAUGGCCAUUUUGAGGGAAAACUUCGGAGAACAAUUCAUCUCAAGAAAUGGACCGGUAAGUUGGCCACCAAGAUCAUGCGAUUUGACGCCUUUAGACUAUUUUUUGUGGGGCUACGUCAAGUCUAAAGUCUACAGAAAUAAGCCAGUAACUAUUCCAGCUUUGGAAGACAACAUUUCCGAAGAAAUUCGGGCUAUUCCGGCCGAAAUGCUCGAAAAAGUUGCCCAAAAUUGGACUUUCC
Messenger RNA from Malaya genurostris, 2820 nucleotides. Its product is annotated as zinc finger protein 260-like. The coding region runs from base 314 to 2056 and encodes 580 amino acids. The transcript is spliced from 2 exons. NCBI's taxonomy places the organism in Eukaryota, Metazoa, Arthropoda, Insecta, Diptera, Culicidae. Gene Ontology annotation, cellular component: nucleus. Gene Ontology annotation, biological process: regulation of transcription by RNA polymerase II. Gene Ontology annotation, molecular function: zinc ion binding; RNA polymerase II transcription regulatory region sequence-specific DNA binding; DNA-binding transcription factor activity, RNA polymerase II-specific. The record is from RefSeq and is a predicted model, not a curated record.